CCAAAUCCUUAAAGCAGAGCUGCAAAUUCGGGGAAGAGAGAGAAAGAGAGAUUGCCAAUAAAAGCGGUCCAAAUGAAAGUGUGUUCUGUUCUUGUAUUGUCUAUUGUGGUUUUCUUCUCAGCGUUUUGUGAAUUCGUGUCUUGUGGUGACGAUAAUCUGAUCAGAAUGGCAACCCUUGGUGGUGUUCGUGAAGUUGAGGGGUUUCAGAACAGUAUAGAGAUCGAUGAACUCGGUCGCUUCGCGGUUGAUGAACACAACAAGAAAGAGAAUAAGAUUCUUGAGUUUGCUGGGGUGGUGAAGGCGAAGGAACAGGUGGUUGCUGGUACUCUCCACCAUCUCACUCUGGAGGUGGUUGAGGCUGGUAAGAAGAAGAUCUAUGAAGCCAAAGUCUGGGUGAAGCCAUGGAUGAACUUCAAGGAGUUGCAGGAUUUCAAGCCCGCUAGUGGUUCGCCCUCAUUUACCUCCUCCGACCUUGGUGCUAAGCAAGAUGGCCACAAGCCAGGAUGGCGAGCAGUUCCUGCACAUGAUCCUAUUGUCCAAGAUGCAGCAAAUCAUGCUGUGAAGACCAUCCAGCAGAGGUCUAACUCUCUGGCCCCUUAUGAAUUGCUGGAGGUUCUCCUUGCAAAGUCUGAGGUGAUUGAUGAGGUAGCCAAACUCAAUCUGCUUCUCAAGCUCAAGAGGGGGAGCAAGGAAGAGAAGUUCAAUGUUGAAGUACAUAAGACUGUUGAAGGUAGCUUCCAUUUGAAUCACAUGCAGCAAGACUGCACCUGAAUUAAUACUAAAACAGUGUGGACUGAUAAAAGUCUGUUUGUCUAGUUUUUACUCUUGAAGACCUUUCAGAAUCUUGUGUUCAAAUAAUCUUCAAGUGCUAUAAAUACUUAUGUAGAUCUUGUGCCUUCUCUACUAUUUUGAAAUCCAUGUUGUGUUAAAACAGA
Messenger RNA from Macadamia integrifolia, 935 nucleotides. RefSeq names its product cysteine proteinase inhibitor 6-like. Lineage: Eukaryota; Viridiplantae; Streptophyta; Magnoliopsida; Proteales; Proteaceae. Bases 73 to 771 code for a protein of 232 amino acids. Gene Ontology annotation, molecular function: cysteine-type endopeptidase inhibitor activity. The record is from RefSeq and is a predicted model, not a curated record. The transcript has 4 exons.